GCCAUUAUGCUGGGUUGAGCACAUGUCACUGGACAAUGAAACUGGACUGGACUCUCCUGGUAUAAGGGUGAGGCCUGUAUCUGGACUUGUGGCGGCUGAUUACUUUGCACCAGGUUAUUUUGUCUGGGCAGUCUUAAUUGCCAAUUUGGCUCGCAUUGGAUAUGAGGAGAAAACCAUGUAUAUGGCUGCAUAUGAUUGGAGAUUGUCGUUUCAAAACACUGAGGUCAGAGACCAAACUCUAAGCAGGAUAAAAAGUAACAUAGAACUCAUGGUAGCUACAAAUGGUGGAAAAAAGGUGGUUGUUAUUCCACACUCAAUGGGUGUUAUCUACUUUCUGCAUUUCAUGAAAUGGGUUGAGGCACCAGCUCCAAUGGGUGGUGGUGGCAGGUCGGAUUGGUGUGCUAAGCAUAUCAAAGCAGUGAUGAAUAUUGGUGCACCCUUUCUAGGCGUCCCAAAAGCAGUCUCUGGACUUUUCUCUAUUGAAGCGAAGGAUGUUGCUGUUGCCAGGGCUUUCGCACCAGGUGUUUUGGAUAAGGAUGUUUUUGGUCUUCAAACUCUACAACAUAUGAUGCGGAUGACCCGUACAUGGGAUUCAACCAUGUCAAUGAUACCAAAAGGCGGGGAUACCAUUUGGGGUGGCCUUGAUUGGUCUCCUGAAGGAUACUUCAACUGUAGUGCAAAGAAGUUGAAAAAUAAUGAUACCAACACUGCAGACCAAAAUGGAAAGGGAGGUCUGGGUUCUACAAAAAGAGUAAAUUAUGGGAGGAUCAUUUCAUUUGGGAAAGAUGUAGCUGAGAUACAUUCAUCCGAGAUUGAGAUGGUGGAUUUCAGGGAUGCUUUCAAGGGUAGUAACCUUAUAAAUGCAACCAAGUGUGAUGUAUGGACAGAGUACCAUGAAAUGGGUAUUGAGGGUGUAAAAGCUAUUGCAGAUUACAAAGUUUACACAGCUGGGUCAAUUUUGGAUCUGCUUCAUUAUGUUGCCCCCAAGAUGAUGGCACGUGGAGAUGCUCAUUUUUCAUAUGGAAUUGCUGACAAUUUGGAUGACCCUAAAUACCAACAUUACAAAUAUUGGUCAAACCCCUUAGAAACAAAAUUACCAAAUGCUCCAGACAUGGAAAUCUACUCUAUGUAUGGCGUUGGAGUUCCCACGGAAAGAGCAUAUGUAUACAAGUUAACUCCUCCAUCAGAAUGUUACAUUCCAUUUCAGAUAGAUACCUCAGCAGAGGGUGGAAGUGAGGACUCUUGUCUAAAAGGUGGUGUUUUUUCUGUUGACGGAGAUGAAACUGUGCCUGUUUUAAGUUCAGGUUUUAUGUGUGCUAAAGGUUGGCGGGGAAAAACCCGUUUCAAUCCUUCAGGCAUUCAUACUUAUAUAAGGGAGUAUAAUCAUGCCCCUCCCGCUAAUCUUCUAGAGGGCCGGGGCACCCAAAGUGGUGCCCAUGUUGAUAUAAUGGGUAAUUUUGCAUUGAUAGAAGAUAUUAUAAGAGUAGCAGCAGGGGCCACUGGAGAGGACUUGGGUGGGGAUCGAGUUUACUCUGAUAUUUUCAAAUGGUCCGAAAACAUCAACUUACAACUCUAGAUUCAUGCAUAUUAGCUUUUUACUAUGCUUCAAGGGACCUGAUGAGGUACUGCCUUCCCAUGUUAGCGGCGGUAAUUGAAGCAGAGCACUUUUUUGCUCUCAUUGAAGCCUAAGAGUUGAGGUGCUCGCUGCUGAAGCAAAAAUGCAUAGAUAUAUAUAUAUAUAUAUAUAUAAAUGUUGUAUGUGUAGUCUGCAUUCUUUCAGGAAGCACCGAGUUUAAUUUAUGAAUUGGUAUCCCACGUUGCUGGGUUCCCUGUUGUUUUCGGUGCACUAACUUGUAGAGUCCAUAGGUCCCAGAAAUUUUUUAUAUUC
Quercus lobata is the source of this 1888-nucleotide messenger RNA. Its product is annotated as phospholipid:diacylglycerol acyltransferase 1-like. Gene Ontology annotation, biological process: lipid metabolic process. The coding region runs from base 23 to 1576 and encodes 517 amino acids. NCBI's taxonomy places the organism in Eukaryota, Viridiplantae, Streptophyta, Magnoliopsida, Fagales, Fagaceae. The record is from RefSeq and is a predicted model, not a curated record. The transcript has 6 exons.